This is a messenger RNA of Drosophila suzukii, 760 nucleotides long. Lineage: Eukaryota; Metazoa; Arthropoda; Insecta; Diptera; Drosophilidae. The record is from RefSeq and is a predicted model, not a curated record.
AUGCGGCAGGUCACUCAAACAGUGGCCAUCGUAGGCCUGUUCCUGCUAACUUUUUCCAAAUCUGCAAAAUUGAAUAACCACUCAGAAGAAUCGAAAGAGAUUGGAAGGAUUGAAAGUAACAUCGAAGCGUCAAUGGGAAAUAUGGAAAAACAUUUUGAAGAGGGCAACGGCAUUGAUGGAGAGCAAUCCAGAGUUAUCUCUAAGGCUUUCGUAAAACUUGGAGAUUUUAUAAAGAAAAAGACCGAGCAUAAUAGAAAAUCAAACUCACAAUGGAUUCUUCUUACAUAUAAAUACAGUUUAACGAUGACAGCCCUUUUGUUAAUAUACUUUUGCCUUUUACUCUUAAUUUCCAAACACAUCCAGGGAAAGUCGAGUUCAGAGGAGAACAAUAGUUUCAACAUCAAAACCGGCGGCAAUGCCCACGUUAGAUUUUCAUACGAACUACCUAAAGGAAGAAGACACUCGACUUUUACUGGCAAGAAAAAAAAGGAUGCCGAAUAUUUCCUAAAUUUUGUAUUUAACAACUACCGAAAUCCCAAAAAGUCUCUGGACCGGAAAACCCUCUCGAAAAAAGUGAAAAUGCGCCGAACUCGAACCCGAUUACUGCCCAAUGGAAUGCCCAAUCCUUAUAAGUACUUUCCGCUCAAAGGCGAAGAUAUGUAGACAUAAAACCUACUAUCUGUUGAUUUGUUUACUUACACAAUGAACCCAAAAUGUUUACUCACUGAUAAUAAAAAUAACUUUUUACUGCUUAUUCAUU